AUGUUGCAAACAAAAGCUAUAUCUUCCAAACUUCUCAGAUGGAAUAUUAAAGGUUUUGCAACUGCAAGGGUCACUUACAUCGAAUCCGCUUGUGAUUCAUUGUUUGUAAAUAAAAAAGAGUACAAAGUUAACCAGGAGUGGACAAAUGUCACACCCACAAUCCUAAAUCUAACAGCUCGUGCUCUUUUUUUGAAGAAUAACCAUCCAAUUGGUAUUUUGAGAAAUAUGAUUGAAAAUAAAAUGAAUAUCAUUGACAAUUCAUAUUCAAUUCAUAAUAAUUUUAAGCCUGUAGUAUCAACAUUUGAAAAUUUUGACUCUUUAGGGUUCCCAAUGGAUCAUCCAGGAAGAUCUAAGUCUGAUACUUACUAUAUUAAUAAAGACUUUCUAUUGCGUACUCAUACAUCUGCGCAUGAGAUAGCAUGUUUCAAACAAUUGAAGGGAACUCCGUCUGAUGUAAAGUCGGGUUUCUUAAUCUCAGCUGAUGUUUAUAGAAGGGAUGAAAUUGAUCGUACUCAUUAUCCAGUUUUCCACCAGAUGGAAGGUGCUAGAAUUUGGGAACGUGGAACAGAAGAUAAAGAAAACGAUUCUAUUGAACCAACGCACAUCACACAGAUGAGGAAAGAUAUAGACAAGUUACACAAACAAUUAGAGAAGGAAGAAACAAAAAUUAUUGUGCAAGAUAAUGCUUCCUUGGAUGAUAAUCCAAAACAAGACUAUAUGACAGAUCUGGAAGUUGAUUUAUGCCAACAACAUUUGAAAAGAUCAGUCGAAUUAGUAGUAGCAGAAGUCUUUAAUAAGAAGAUACAAAGUAUGAAGCAAUCAAAAAUGAACCAAGAUGAGAUCCCUAAGGAAUUGAAGGUUCGUUGGAUCAAGGCAUAUUUUCCUUGGACAGCUCCAUCUUGGGAAAUCGAAGUAUGGUGGCAAGGAGAGUGGCUAGAAAUUUGUGGCUGUGGAUUAGUACGUCAAGAUGUUUUAAUUAAAUCUGGAUAUGCUAAAGACAGUACCAUUGGUUGGGCAUUUGGUUUAGGGUUGGAUAGAAUUGCUAUGCUACUAUUUGAAGUUCCUGACAUCAGAUUAUUCUGGUCUCUAGAUAGUAGAUUCCAUGACCAGUUCCAAAAAAAUGAAAUAACGCCUUUCGUUCCAUACUCAAAAUACCCAGGCACGACUAGAGAUGUCGCAUUUUGGUUACCAGAUGACAACUUAGAAGUUGAAGUUCAUGAGAAUGAUAUAAUGGAAAUUGUACGGAAUGUUGCUGGUGAUUUAGUCGAAUAUGUGAAACUUAUCGACGAAUUUAAAAAUCCUAAAACCGGAAAAACUUCACAAUGUUACAGAAUUAAUUACCAAUCAAUGGAUAGGAACAUUACAAAUGAAGAAAUUAACAAAUUACAAGAAACUGUACGUAAGGAAUUAACCAGAAAAUACAAUCUUGAAGUAAGAUAA
This is a messenger RNA of Tetrapisispora phaffii CBS 4417, 1440 nucleotides long. It is a transcript of the gene MSF1, whose product is annotated as phenylalanine--tRNA ligase. Gene Ontology annotation, biological process: phenylalanyl-tRNA aminoacylation. Bases 1 to 1440 code for a protein of 479 amino acids. The record is from RefSeq and is a predicted model, not a curated record. Gene Ontology annotation, molecular function: phenylalanine-tRNA ligase activity; ATP binding; tRNA binding. The transcript has a single exon. Gene Ontology annotation, cellular component: cytoplasm; mitochondrion. Lineage: Eukaryota; Fungi; Ascomycota; Saccharomycetes; Saccharomycetales; Saccharomycetaceae.